CCCUGUGCGCCGUUACCCAACUCACAAACAACGCUCCCGCUCACAUCGGCCUCACGCAGCUCCGGUUGUGUCCGAUCCCACCUCGCCACAAGGGAGUGGAGAAGCAGGGCUGCUGCCGAGCAGUGCUGCAGGCAGGUUUUGCAGGCUCUCAGUUGCCAGGAUGCUUCUGCUUCUUUCUCUGGUCACUGGACUGGCCCUGUCUGCCUCUGGUGUCGUGACAGAAACAGGAGCCGAUCCAAGCUGCGCAUCACUUCAUGAUGUACAGAGAAAAGUGAAUGACCUCUGGCAGAGCUUGCUCUAUCCGGUGAUGGCUGAUAAUGAGACUGAUGGGCUGACCUACGCCACCUGUGAAAUGAAGCCCAGCUCCAAAAUAGAUGUUGACAAGCCACAAGUGACUGGACAAGUCUUAUUCAGACAGCAUUACUCACAAGGAAGAUUAGAAGCCAUUUUUCACUUGGAUGGGUUUCCGCUAGAUAACAACCAGUCUGGCAGAGCUAUACACAUCCACGAGCUCGGAGAUCUCAGCAACGGCUGCGACUCCACAGGAGGACACUACAACCCCUUCAGAGUCAACCACCCCCGCCACCCGGGGGACUUCGGCAACUUUUCUCCUAAAGAUGGCAAAAUCAGAAAAUACAAAUCCAAUCUCUUCGCCACAAUGUUUGGUCCGUACUCCAUCCUGGGCAGAUCCGUUGUGAUCCACGAGCAGGAAGAUGACAUGGGUAAGGGCAAUAACAAGGCCAGUCUGGAAAAUGGAAAUGCUGGCAAACGUCUGGCGUGCUGCGUGAUUGGGAUCUGCAACAAGAACUUGUGGGAGGAGAAACAGUUUGAGGCCACAGACAAGAAGAAGAGAUGGCUCCGAACCAGGCUCAGCUGAGGACCUGCAGUCGAGCUGCCACCCAAGCAUCAAGUACCUUAGGAUGCACCGUUGGCCGCUUAGGUGGCAAAGGGAUUCCCAUUUCCAUUCUCUUGCUUCUCUGAGAAAUGUAUAUCACUUUGUAGAGCCACCUUUCUGUAAGCUGAUCAAUAAAUACAGCAUCAACUCAA
This is a messenger RNA of Centrocercus urophasianus (Greater sage-grouse), 1047 nucleotides long. RefSeq names its product superoxide dismutase 3 (gene SOD3). The record is from RefSeq and is a predicted model, not a curated record. Lineage: Eukaryota; Metazoa; Chordata; Aves; Galliformes; Phasianidae. The transcript has 2 exons. The coding region runs from base 161 to 877 and encodes 238 amino acids. Gene Ontology annotation, biological process: removal of superoxide radicals. Gene Ontology annotation, molecular function: copper ion binding; superoxide dismutase activity.